Hypoxylon trugodes is the source of this 535-nucleotide messenger RNA. Its product is annotated as ribosomal protein S30. The transcript has 4 exons. Lineage: Eukaryota; Fungi; Ascomycota; Sordariomycetes; Xylariales; Hypoxylaceae. Gene Ontology annotation, cellular component: ribosome; cytosolic small ribosomal subunit. The record is from RefSeq and is a predicted model, not a curated record. Bases 261 to 449 code for a protein of 62 amino acids. Gene Ontology annotation, molecular function: structural constituent of ribosome. Gene Ontology annotation, biological process: translation.
GUUUGCCCCACUCAACCAACAAAUUCACUUUUUGGUGGCGCAUGCUAGAAAAAGAAUCACAUGACCAGGGUUUACUUAGCCCUUUGUGGUAAAUUUGACGAAUCCUAGUCUGUUCGGUGUGACUCUUCCACUUUCAACCCUCAUCCGAGAAGCGCCAAGACGUUGGUAUUCAUCAGCAAAAAACCGCCCACAUCGAUCGAUUUCUCCUGUUAAUCAACUUCAUCGACUCCCCGACAGUCUACAUCACAACACUAGCAAAGAUGGGAAAAGUUCACGGAUCCCUCGCCCGUGCCGGCAAGGUCAAGUCUCAAACCCCUAAGGUUGAGAAGCAAGAGAAGUCCAAGACCCCUAAGGGUCGUGCCAAGAAGAGACUCACAUACACCCGACGAUUCGUUAACGUCACCUUGACCGGUGGCAAGAGAAAGAUGAACCCCAACCCCGGCUCAUAAGCAUAACGCUACGCUUACCCUCUUGAGAGCAGCCAACGUCGUAUUCGAGAGGAUCUGGAAGGCGAUGGACGAGCAGAUACUCGACC